GGGGGACUUGCCGAGUGUUUACCGGAGCCAGGCAACGACGGCCGGGGCUGGAAAAACUUUGCUCUCAGCCGGACUCGGCAGCGCACGUACGGCUUCCCCUUCUGCUACCAGCCGAAGCCCACGGAGUGCGUCGAUCGCCGGGAUUAUAAGUGAUCUUCGUGGAAGACAUUACGUUAUAAUCUUUUGCGAAGCGUAAUUUAAUUAUUCUGUUUUUCAAUAAUCAAAAUACUCCUUAUAAUAUUGCUUUUCUUUCGUAUACACUUAUCGCACUUUCCGGAUAUUAGUGCCGCUGGCAAAACUACGCAGGAUCACAUCAGUGGGAUUUCAGAUACAUAAUUUUUGCUGUUAAUUGGUUGUUACCUUCCUUAAGUUUUAUGGUCUGGCAAUGCUUUUUCAAGUCAUUUAGACCUCGUCGUGCCGAUUUCUGGACAAUGAAGUUGCAGAGGUAACCAGGCGGAGAUCCAGACGAGGAGGCGAAGAUCCAGCUCUGAGCCCGAGUUCAACGCAGCCGCCUCCUGAUGAUGACUGUAAACAUGGCUGACGGUUUCCCCGCUAGACCUGGACUUCACAGGAACUUGAAAGAUGAUGAGGAGGCUUUGAACUCCAUUAUGAAGGACCUGGUGGCUCUCGGGCAACGCUGCUGCCCCUCAAUCACCAGCGGCAAGGCGAAGACCAGACCCCCACUGUUCAAACAGGAUCUGCGUGUUAAGUUGGAACAUGAGCGAGAGAAAAGGAUCAUUCUCUUCCAGAGGCCCUUAAAAUACAAAGAGCUUCUCCAGAAAGCUACUGACGCCUUUGGACAGCAGAUGGACCUCUUCUACGCGGAAAAAGAGCUGCUGUAUUCGCUGAAGUGCCAGGAUGAUGUGGAUAAGGCCGUGUUGAGCCUGGACCGCAGCAAUGGCAUAAGUAGUCUGCUCAGGGUGCUGCUGAAGACCCCAAAGAACAACCAUUUCUUGGAGGUCAACAGCAGAGCAGAUAAACAGAGUGAGAUGAAGCCGUCUAAGUCCCUGGGAGACUUGAAGGGGUCCUUAUUCAAGGGUCCGGAGAGAGUCCGCAAACACUCGGCGGGCUCCCUGCACCCUGGGCGCACCUCCCCCCCCCCGGGCAGUGUUCCUGAGGAGCAGCAGCAGAUCGCACGCCAAGGCUCCUACACCAGCAUCAACAGCGAAGGAGAGUUCAUUCCCGAGGCCCUGGACCAGAAUCCCUUUGGCAGCGCUGAGGACUCCCUGUCCGGGAGCUGUCAGUCCCUGGACCACUCACUGGACAGCCCUCCAUUCUCCCAGCUAAACAGGGACAAUAACUACCUGAACUUCAACUAUGAUUACAAAGGUCGGCAUGGGAAGGGCGGCACCUUCCCCCGGCAGUUUCACCUGUCCCGGCGCAGCAAGGACUACAACGACGGUCGCCGGACCUUCCCUCGUAGCUUCAUGCCUCAGGAGAGCCUGUUCCAGCCGAUUCCCCCCACCCUGGCGUACGCAGACCGCUGCACGGCAGUCCGGACUCCAGAUGACAGCUCGCGGCUCAAAUCUCCUCGUGCUCCAGCAAACUGGAGGUUGGGGAAGUUGCUGGGCCGGGGAGGAUUUGGAGAGGUCUACUUGUGCUACGACGCCGACACGGGUCGCGAACUGGCCGUCAAGCAGGUGCCCUUCGACCCCGAGUGCCAGGAGACAAGCAAGGAGGUAAAUGCCUUGGAGUGUGAGAUCCAGCUGCUGAAGAAUCUGAGGCAUGAGCGCAUUGUGCAGUACUACGGCUGCCUGAGGGACCCCGAUAAGCGCAAGAUCUCCAUCUUCGUGGAGUACAUGGCUGGGAGCUCCAUAAAGGACCAGCUGAAAGCGUACGGGGCCUUGCCAGAAAAACUGACUCGCAAAUACACCAAGCAGAUCCUGCAGGGGGUGUACUAUCUCCAUAGCAACAUGAUCGUACACCGGGACAUCAAAGGUGCCAACAUCCUUAGGGACCUGUCUGGGAAUGUGAAGCUGGGGGACUUCGGCGCCAGCAAACGCAUCCAGACAAUCUGCAUGUCCGGCACCGGGAUCAAAACGGUCACCGGCACCCCCUACUGGAUGAGUCCGGAAGUGAUCAGUGGGGAGGGCUACGGGAGAAAGGCAGACAUUUGGAGUGUAGCGUGCACGGUGGUGGAGAUGCUGACCCAGAAGCCACCAUGGGCAGAGUUCGAGGCCAUGGCUGCCAUCUUCAAGAUCGCCACACAGCCCACCAGGCCGGUGCUGCCCGAGGGCGUGACUGACGCCUGUCGAGACUUCCUCUGGCAGGUCUUUGUGGAGGAGAAGAGGAGACCUACUGCUGAGGUGCUGCUCAAACACCUGUUUGUACAGAGUGGCUUUUAAGUCACCCAGCAUUCGCACCCCAGUUACGUCCCCUUCAGUGCCUGCCUCAUACUGCCUGCUGGGGUCACCCGAACUUCCCUUGUCUGGCAAAAACUGACCUUUCCACCCCUGGCGCAUCUAUCACCUGGACGCCGAAGCUUUAGCAGAGCAGGUUUUUUGACAUCUGUCAUUGGUGCUGGGAACCACAUUUGGAACUUCUGUAUCAGACCCACAGGCACAGAUGUACAGUGGUUGCUAAAUCCAUAACUUGCCAUCUUCUCUGGAUCCCAAUUGGGGUGCAUCUUUCUCAGACUACUAAUGUGUUUUUCCCAACACCCUGAGGGUGUUUUCCUGUAACCAACAGGAUAGAUUGUUUUUCAUCCCGUAACCUUCUCCACGUGACUCACUCCGACUGUUGGCUUGGAAGAAGCCAACGGAUGAAGAAAGUGACAAUAAUAUGUACAGAAAGUACUGAAUGUGUCAACGGAAAACAUUUUAUAAAUCCAAAGUUCAAAUUUACUUUGUCUUAAUUAUAUCGGACACUUUUACCAUGUUAUGAGAAACUGUUGAAGCAGUUAGAACUCAAAAAUUGUUAACCUGCUAAUUUCUGCCAACCUACACUAUUGUGAUUAUUCUUGCACUUUUGAUAUAACGUUUUAAUAGGGAAUAAUCCAGUUGAAAUGGAGGUCAUAUUUUUGAUAAUGCAUAUGGCAUUUUUGUAGAUGUAUAUUACAAGUAAGAAGAGUCUUUUUUUGGUCUGUAGUGAUGUUUACAGAAAGAUCAAACUACUGCGCUGUUAUGAGUUACGGUGUAAGCAAUGAACAAGUAACAAUCCAGGGCUGAUAGCAAAUGCUGCCCAUACGAAUUUGCAUCUGGUUAAAUGUCCACACUGUUGUAUUGAAAUCAAAAAUAAUUUUUUGAGUUACGUUUUAGUUGCCAAGCAAAUGGAUGAAAGAUUUAUUUCAGUUCAGUACCCCUCUAUUGAAUACAGACCAGAAAUGGUGUAAUGCAGAAUCUAUAAAUACUGAAACUAUAGGUAAGUAAUCAAACGCACUUAAAGGCACUGAGAGAAUCUCUGAGGUGCCCAUUUCGAUCUUGCCUCUAGGUUGGCUUCUAGGAUUAUUUACACUUCUGACAAAAAUGACAAUUUACAUGUAGGGCUGGAUUAAUAUCAAGAAUCGCCCUUGGAAUUUCCCCCCAUGGUAAAUUUUCCUGAGAGGGGAGGGUACCCUAUUGCUGACCAGGGGGGUCCCUAACAAUCAAUUUUGGCAGCCUGCAAGCCCAUCAGCCUACUGGGAAAUCGCCCAGUAUACCAGAUGGCCAGUCUGCUCCUCAUUAUAUGAUAAGAGUUGCAUUUACAUGGAAAGAAAACCCUCACGGAUGCCCAGGUCGCCAUGGACAGCAGCUGUGCUGUUUUUAGAGGUUUUUUUAAAAAGGUGUUUCUAAGGUUUUUAAAACAGAACAUGCUGAAGCUUUUAAUACAUUGUUACGUAGUUUCAUAGAGAGAGAGCGCAAGCACAUGCUUUAAAUAACUUAAGGGGGAGGGCCAAUCCCCCUAUUCUAAACCCAGUUCCUCGUUUCAGCCCAUGUAUGUCACUGUAUUAGUUGCUACUGUCACUUCUUCACUAGUCUCACAUUCCUGCAACUGCUCAACAGGUUCUCUGUUGAUCUCCAGUUGUGAAAACUGAAGAAUGAUCCAGAAAUCUGGGUGUGGGCAUCUGUGCCUUGUCCAUGUCCCCUGUGCAAACACCAGCCAAUCAGCAAAUAGACUUUAUUACUUUUGCAUGGAUUUGGAUCUCUGAGACCAAAGCAUUACAUCAUUCUAACCCACGGGACAGGCUAGGGAUAUGGCACAAAGCAGGGUUCGAGUACCAUGGCAGGACUCUCUCUCUCUCAUUGCAGUCAGAGAUUUUUUAUAAAAUUGAAUUUUCUUUUGUGGGGACUGAAAAAAAUAGCUCCCACAGCAUCACAGUAGCGGGUUUCUAUCACAUUGUGGGAACCAAAUGUCCUCACAAUGGAAUUAUAUACAUACCACACACACACACACAAAGCCCUGGAGGAGUGACACAACCGCGUCACUCCUUGGUCAGCACUUUUUCUUAAGUACAUCUGUAAAUGAGACACUGAGCAACAUCACCCUGCAUUGAACUGAAUUGAAUCAAUUUCAGGCACAUCCUGAAGUUCUCAGAUAGAUCGACAGCCCCCCCUGUCUAGCUAUAUUGGAGUCAGAUAUAUCUUACAGUACCUAUGGAAUGAGUGCCAAAAAUUAAACCUUUUCUUCAUUGAAAUGGAAGGCAGAGCACAAACAGUGAUGGAAAAGGUUACAGGUGACAACAUCCAGCCAGUGCCUUCUGUAAACACCCUUAAUGGGUGAAAUAGGUGUAUCACCCCGUGCCUUGCGCACUAUUUCCUACAUCGUGUCAAGUGAAGGUGUUUAUCCGCGCGGCUGCGAACCUUGCAGUUACGUUUCUGGAAACACAUGAUCGCGUGCCCGGAUGACACCGUUUUCUGGAGGAGCAGUAUGAAAUGAUCUCCGCCCGAAGGUUUUUGACUGUACCCGGUAUAAGGACCUUAAUUAGGCAGCCAAAAGACGUUGUUUAUGACUGAUUCUUAUAUAUGUUUAAAUAAAUAAGGAAAUAAACUGAUUUUUUUUAAGGCC
This is a messenger RNA of Paramormyrops kingsleyae, 4983 nucleotides long. It is a transcript of the gene map3k22, whose product is annotated as mitogen-activated protein kinase kinase kinase 22. The record is from RefSeq and is a predicted model, not a curated record. NCBI's taxonomy places the organism in Eukaryota, Metazoa, Chordata, Actinopteri, Osteoglossiformes, Mormyridae. Gene Ontology annotation, molecular function: ATP binding; protein kinase activity; protein binding. Gene Ontology annotation, biological process: protein phosphorylation.